CCCUGGAGGAGGAAAUGGCAACCCACUCCAGUAUUCUUGCCUGGAAAGUCCCACGGACAGAGGAGCCCAAUGGGCUACAGUCCACACGGUCACAGAGCGUCAGAUAGGACUGAGCCACAGCAUGGUCACACGCCAAGCUCAGUGGGGAUGUGGUUGAGGGUCAGGGUCUGAGAGAUGGUUGGAAGCAGAUGAGGACCUGGACUGGAGAUAGGGUUUGGGAUGCUCUCAGAGCAUCAGACGUCCCUGGAGCUCACCUGGUAAGAAGAUGCAGAAUGGCGUCUCCAGGAGAAGCACAGGGAGGAGGAGGGGCAGGAGGCUGCCUGGGAGCUUGGGAGGGCACAAAGAGCUGGGGACCAGGAGAGCUUAUGGGGGUCAAGGGAAGGGAAGUUUCUAGAAGGACACAGGCUACUGUGUCAAGGCCCUCAGACUCCCCCAGACUUGCCACCUAACACUGACUCUGUCACUUUGCCAGAAGAGCUGCUCCUGUGUGUGUGUGUGUAUCUGGGUGAGUGGUUAUCUCUUUAAAUGGCUGCUAGGAGAGGGGGGGUUCUGGAAUUCUGCCUCAUAGAGACAUAGUCUCCCUUCUCUCACACCUCUGGGCCCUGUCCAAGAACCCUGGGGGAGCUGGGGGUGAGUCAUUUAGUCUUGCAGGCGUGAUCCUUGGCAGCAGUCCCCCUGGCAUGGGGGUGAAGCGGAGCCUUCGGAGCGGGGGCACCAUGCUGGGCUUCUUGGCCAACUCCUUCAUCGUUCUGUCCACUGCCUCCAACUACUGGAUCCGCUACUCCGGGGGCCACAGUGGCCUUUGGGAGGAGUGUAACGAGGGCAUCUGCUCCAACAUCCCCUGCGAUAGCACGCUGGCGGUGACCGGGGCGUGCAUGGUGCUGGCGGCGGGCUGCGGCAUCAUGGGCUUGGUGAUGGGGCUGCGGCUUCUGUGCAGUGAGGGCUACUCGCGGGGUCAGACCAUGUGUGCCGUAUUCUUUAUCUCGGGCCUGCUUCUGCUGAUCGCCCUGACAGUCUACACAGUGAAGAAUGCAUGGAAAGACGAUGUCUUCUAUUCCUGGUCCUAUUUUUUGGGAUGGCUGGCUUUACCCUUCUCUAUUCUCGCGGGUAACCUGGAGAGCGGAAGAGGGUGGAGAGGAGACUUCCCCGAGGGCCCCACCCCGCUCCUUGCAGAGACUUCCCAGCUGCCAUCCCAGGGACUUCCUAACACCCUCCACUCUGGGCCCUUGGAGCCCCAAACCCCAGUCCCCGGGGCCCUCCUGGUCAUCUACGCCAGGACCCACCCUGCUCCACCCGCCUUCCGUUCCCCUUCCUGCCAGGCUUCUGCUUUCUGCUGGCGGACAUGAUCAUGCAGAGCACGGAUGCCAUCAGUGGAUUCCCCGUGUGCUUAUGACCGCAGCUGCCUGGGGGCAGAAUAAAGGAUUGGCUCCCACUGCCA
Molecule: messenger RNA, 1438 nt
Organism: Bubalus bubalis (water buffalo)
Lineage: Eukaryota; Metazoa; Chordata; Mammalia; Artiodactyla; Bovidae
Gene: CLDND2
Product: claudin domain containing 2
Exons: 4
Coding region: 681-1346 (221 amino acids)
Cellular component (GO): plasma membrane
Source: RefSeq, a predicted model, not a curated record